This is a messenger RNA of Naegleria gruberi, 942 nucleotides long. RefSeq lists its product as uncharacterized. Gene Ontology annotation, biological process: nucleotide transport; folate import into mitochondrion. The transcript is spliced from 2 exons. The coding region runs from base 1 to 942 and encodes 313 amino acids. Gene Ontology annotation, molecular function: FAD transmembrane transporter activity; folic acid transmembrane transporter activity. Lineage: Eukaryota; Heterolobosea; Eutetramitea; Acrasida; Naegleriidae. The record is from RefSeq and is a predicted model, not a curated record.
AUGAUUUCUGGUGUCUUUUCAGGUGCAAUUGCAAAUUUUGCACUUCAUCCACUUGAUUGUAUAAAAAUUAGAAUGCAAGCCAAUGAGAGAGGAGUUAAAAGGUCAACCUUUGUUGGAUUGAAGGAAUCUGCUAAGGUAACAAAGGCUAUUUAUUUAGAGGAAGGAUGGAGAGGAUUUUAUAGAGGUCUUAGUACAGCCAUGGUUGGCUCUGGAACUGCUUGGGGACUUUAUUUUACAAUUUAUAAUAUGCAAAAGCAUAAUUAUGAAAAAGAUUUUGGAGUUAAUCAAGUACCUGCUUUGCAGUUGACUUGGUGUGGAGUACAAGCUGGAGUUAUAACUAAUCUCAUUACACAUCCAGUUUGGUUGAUAAAGACCAGAUUACAAUUACAAAAUAAUAAUACAACAAUACCAAUAUCAGAAGCAUCUCAUCAUUUAGAACAAAUCAGAUAUAAUGGACCAAUUGAUUGUGUUCGUAAAAUAAUCAAACAUGAAGGAAUCAAAUCUCUCUAUAUUGGACUGACUCCAAGCAUGUUACUUGUUUCACAUGGUGUAAUACAUUUUGUUUGUUAUGAUAGAAUGAAAUCUCUAUAUUUGAAUUAUAAGAAUGAAAAUUCAAAUUCCACUCAAUACUAUCUCAAUGGAUGGGAAUCAUUUACACUUGGAUUUUUAGGAAAAGGUGUUGCUGGAUUGGUAACUUAUCCACUCCAGGUUAUUAAAACAAGGCUUCAAGACAAGAGUAACUACUAUCACCAAGAACGAUAUACUGGAUUUUUAGAUGCUACAAGAAAAAUUUAUAGAAAUGAGGGAUAUAAGGCUUUCUUUAGAGGAAUUGUUCCUCAUGUUUUAAAGGUCUCACCUAAUGGAGCAAUUGUGUUUAUGCUAAAUGAGCAAAUUUUGAAAUUAUUAUUCACAACAGCGGAGAGAAAAUUCAAGAAUGAAUAA